Pieris rapae (cabbage white) is the source of this 1553-nucleotide messenger RNA. RefSeq names its product cell wall protein DAN4-like. The transcript has 2 exons. The record is from RefSeq and is a predicted model, not a curated record. Lineage: Eukaryota; Metazoa; Arthropoda; Insecta; Lepidoptera; Pieridae. The coding region runs from base 1 to 1056 and encodes 351 amino acids.
AUGUUAACAAAUAUUAUACAAGAAGCUUUACAGCCCCCCUCCCCCUGUCUAUUAGCACAAUUCUGUAAUCAUACUGGUAUUCCAAUAUGUGGCAAACAACAAGAAGAAAAGCGAAAAUUCAUAGACGAUUGUGACAUGUACGAAUUUAACUGUGAUUAUCAUAAAGAAUUCCAAAAAGUUCCUGAUGGAGACUGUGAAAUACUACAUGAAACUAGCUCAACUUCAAGCACACAAGAUACAACAAUGAUGACGUCUCAAACUUUAACUCGUAUCAGUAGUGCACUUAUAACAGAAAGAACAUCUGGUACUAUUCCUAGUUCAACCGAAAGCACAACGCUGACCACUAUUCCCACUACAACAGAAAGUAUGUCUAGUUCAACCGAAAGCAUAACGCCAACUACUAUUCCCACGACAACAGAAAGUAUGUCUAGUUCAACCGAAAGCACAACGCUGACCACUAUUCCCACUACAACAGAACUUAUGUCUAGUGCAACUGAAAGCAUAACACCGACCACUGUUCCCAGUACAACAGAACGUUUGUCUAGUUCAACUGAAAGCACAACGCCGACCACUAUUCCCAGUACAAUAGAAAGUACAACUUCUAGCAGACCUGAAAUUACUACUGUUCAAAGCAAUACUAAAGCUAUAUCUGCCACUCCAAUUACAGAAAGUACACAAGGUGAUAUGCAAGUGACGGCAAAUUAUACAUGUACAUCGGGUGUGACCACAUUAGCUACAGAAAUAGUAGUUGCUUCAACAAUACCAGCUUCUAUUAAAACUGAAACAUCAUCUGCCCAAACAAAAACGAAUUCAACAACCAUGAACACACAUUUUAACAUUUCUGUAACAUGUAAUAUGUAUCCUAAGGACUGCGAGAGACCAGUAACAUGGGAAACAACAUCCAAAGGAGAGACUCGAGAUUUCUAUCAAAUACUCAGAGCUAAAUACGGAAAUCGGGUUAAAGUUUUAAGAGCUACUACACACUGGCCUAUCCCCGGUGUAGUUUACAGAUUUAAUGAGGAAAAUUUUCGAUUCGGUCGACAUAAUGAGAGUUAAGUUAUUUGAAAAUGUAAUAGGCUCUUGGACCAUAAUGUAGGUUAAUAGACUGAAGUGCACUACGUACGGUUUGAGCCAAGUUUACAAUUGGGCUUGGCUAACGGCCAGGUUUUAGUGGAACAGACUUUAGGGUUAUUCAUCUGUUUGUGUAUCAAGCGUUCAGACAAAGACGUACUUAGGGACUGUGACUUUUUUAUCGCGUCUGGCUUCUAUUCAGUUUACACUGACAUCGUAUCCAAUUAUGGCUUUAUUAGAUUUUCAACUAGAGGUGAUUUGAAGAACUUGCAGUUUAACAUUUAAAAACUGCACUAUUUUGAUAAAUCAUUCUAUGGCAUUUAUCACCAUCAAAACACGUGAUAUGGUGCAGAAUAAUAGAUUCAUUUUAAAUGCUGAGAAAUGUGUACAAGGUUCGGCCAAGGAUGGCACAUUGUUCAUUUAUCUGAUGUUGUUUUACAAAAGUAUAAUUAUAGACCAGUACAUUUUUGUGAUUUGCGAUA